GCUGGCACCCUUUGCCUGCAAAGUGGACGCCCUUUUUUUUGCAGUGUGCAUAGACAAGAUAAAGCGACAAUACAUAAUGGCACCUAAGAACCCGCCACUUGUUACAGGUGUGUCACCAAAGGAAGGGCCACCUGGAACUCGUAUUACUAUCAGAGGUGAAAAUUUGGGGUUGGAUGCUCGCGAUCUCGUUGGACUAAAGAUAUGUGGCAUCGACUGUACUUUACUCGCUGAAUGGAAGUCACCAAGUAAAAUUGUUGCCCGAACAGGGGCAGGAAAGGGGAAAGGAGAUAUUAUUGUUGUAACUAAAUCUGGAGGCAAGGGCAGCUGUACUGUUGGUUUCCGUGGCUACUUUCUACAAAUAGGUCCAUUGCAAGAAUCAGCUGUGUGGAUUGAUGAAUCACAGACUGUGAGAGCCAACCUAGACCAUGGACGAACAGCCACUGCUGCUCCACUGAAAGAAGAGGAAGAUCCUCUUGGAAUUUCAGAUGAGGGAGACAAGGUCAAAAUGACAGAAGAAGAACUCCUUGAACUGUUUCCUGAAGCAUCAGGAAACAUGUCUCUAGAAAAUUUUUCACCUGGCUGGUAUCUGUUAGAAAACCAUCAAAAUGCAAGUUUUGAGGAUCUGAAAGCCGGCUUGACAUAUAUGAAGAGGAAAGCUGCACAACGUUCUGAGGGUCCCAUCACAGUUGUACGAUCUAACCUCACAGCCAUUUUGGAUUGUCUUGAUAGUCUCACUGAAACGUACAAGAAGUUUGGUGCAGAUGAUAUAAGAGUCAAUUCUAUGGAUUCUUAUGCAGUUUUGUUAAUGCAGGCCAAGUCCUGCGCAGAUGGCCUCUUUCAGGAAGUUCUUGGGCGAAAGGACAAAGCCGACUCAACUCGUAAUGCCUUGAAUGUCCUGACAAAAUUCCGUUUCCUCUUUCAUCUGCCUCUGAACAUGGAGAGAAAUAUCCAAAAGGGCGAUUACAACAUGGUUAUUAAUGACUUUGAAAAAGCAAAGUCUCUUUUUGUAGAAACAGAUGUCAAAGUAUUCAAAAAAGUGUAUAAAGAGGUAGAGCGUCGUAUUAACAACUUUCGGGACAUGCUGCACAAGCGCCUCUUGGAUACAAACAACACACUUGAUGAGCAGAAGAAACUCAUUGGCUAUCUGACCAGCCUGGAAUGUCAGGGUGACCCAGCUUGGGAGUGCCUGGAAAGUCAGCAGAACCACAUUAUAGAACUUCUAGAAGACUGCAGAGACGAUCAUGUCGAAGCUGAGAAAUCCGCCAUACAGACUGAUGCCAUUAGUGCAAAAAAUUCAUCCCAGAGCAACACAUUGAGGAGAAAGCCAGUCUCCACAUCUCCUGGGCUUAUCUUUUUAUCCAGUGCUAGACCUGAAUUUAAUGCAAGUAACUGGCGUGACAGAACGCCACAGAAAGUAAUGUUUGUGGAAGACCUUACAGACAUAAUGCUGGAGAACUUUCCUGAUUUUUGGAAACUGGGUCAGGCCUAUUUUUCAGGAGAAUUUAACCGCACAAGGGAGGUGUCUGAGAAGGGAUUUAAAUCUGACACCAGCAAACAUGGAAAAUUAAAGCAAAUGAUUGCAGAGCUGGUUGGGUUGUUUGCAAACUUUGUGCGUGCAGCCUUCCUUCCAGAAUCACUUGAAAACCUCCCUGACAGUGAACGGCUAAAGUUUGGUGUGUGGCCAGCGGCCAGCAAGUCAGUUGUGCAAGGAACCUGGCUUCCACACUGUGUACGAACCAUUCGAUCAUGCGUUUCAACACUAGCCAGCCUUGACCUUACUGCUGAGUCCUUGAACAUUUUGCAAGACUUGGCUUUUGACCUUCGCACCAACUGCAUGUUCACAUUACUGAAACAAGCCAUUGCAGAUGUAAAGGGAUUGUAUAACAAGCAGACAUGGUCAGUAGAGACAGAUGAUGAGUGUGGGGGAACAACACAGCUGCCAGCCUUGUUUGAAAAUAUUGUAAGUGAGACGGUGCAACAUCUGCAUGAAGUUGUUGUCCUCAAUAAACCUGGCGAACCAGAGGUUUAUUUCAGCCAGCGCCCAAUUCAGAAGGAGGCUACCUUGCUGUGCACCUCACUGUUACAGGCCUUUUCCUCUUGUCUGGAACAGCUUGCUUUCAGUCCUCCCUCAAGCAAGCAUGCAGAAAGUAACAAUGGCCAUGCAUCCAAGCAGAUAGCUGAGCGUCAGAUGGAAAUGGAAGAUGACGAGGAUAAUCUUCCCUCGCUAGACAAGCGCCUUAUUAUUAUGCUCAGUGACUGCAACCAUGCUCAAGAAGUGGUCAUUCCCCGCAUCAUAGAUAAUCUCAACCGCCAUGGUUAUGUAGAGAUGAAUAAAGCUGCAAAGGCUGCACAAAACACAUAUGCUGAACUGGAUAAGAAACUCUUUGAAAGUUAUGUGGAGCAAAAGUCAGAUCCUAUCAUUGGUGCAAUGGAACCCAGCAUGUACAGGGGACGAUUCAGCUGGAAAACUUGCCCUCCACCAACAGGUGUUAGAAAUUACUUGAAGGAGAACUUGAUGAGCAUGAUUGAGGUUCAUGCUGAGGUCUUCAGCAUAUCUCCGAUGUUUGUGAGUCGAGUGAUGAGCAAAGUAACGGAAGCUGUUGUGGAAGAGGUUACACGACUCAUCCACUGUGUUGAUAGCUUUGGAGCACAUGGAGCUGUGCAGGCAUGUCUUGAUCUUCGAGCCUUGCAGGAGACAGUAGCUGUCUAUGCAUCAGCACGAACUGAUUCCAGUUUCAAAGAAGCAUUUCAGCGCAUUCCUAGUCUGUCUAAUGAAGGAAACCAGUUGCUAGAAAAUCUGCUGACAGAAUUCAAGUCGGGUAUGAAAUUCCAGCUGAUGUGUUUCCGUAACAUUGGUGUGGACAACCGGACCAGCAAACGUGACCACUCAUCAUGCUAGACUUGUUGUCUGCCUGUCUUUGACAUCAGAAAGAAGGGACAGCAAUCUCAAAACCCUUCCUAAGAACAUUCAUUUGAAAAGUUAAAAAUGUUAUUUAUCUUUAAUUUCCGGAAGUAUUUGACUCUUUAUGAGUUGUAUCAACAUUCUCAUGACAUACCAAAUGGGUCUUAAGUAAAAUUGUUGGAACUAUAACAUUAGUGGAACAAGUCACUUAGAUUAUUCUAAACUGAAUGAGUUGUAUUGGCUUGAUGGAGAUAACGACAGAUCUAUUUCAUAAAUAAAUUCUUUUAAAGGAAUUCCUAAGAAAAAAACUUUAAAGUGCAAUGCUGGAUGCUAAAAUUCACUGGACAAAGAUCUUGGCAUUAUUAGCAAAUACAAGAUGUUGGACUAGUAGGAUGCAAUUUUUAUUUUUCUAAUGAUCAGAAGUUCAGUGCAAGAUUCUUUUUCUGUAGAUGAAUACCCCCCUUGGGUUGAGAUACAUGUCUACAAACAUCACCAUGCACAGGAAGAGGUCAAAAUUGUGAUAUCACAUUUGUAUGCAGAUGCUUAAUUAAUCAAACCUCAACUCUCUCACUGUUGGAGGCAUGGCCAAUGUAAAUAUAACCAUGUACCAUCUUAAUGUUGACAUCUUUCUGUGCAUGUUUGGGUCUUGAAAACGAAAGGUUUAUAUACCUAGAUUCAGGUAUAUACCAUCCUCCUCUGAGUUUUACCUAAUGAUUAGAUACAUUUUCCACCUCACUAGUCCUUUGAAGGAUUACAGGUCCUAGGCCAUGAAUACAAACUGGUGUAAAGUUUACCAUAAGCUGAAAAAUGGGGGCAAAAACCUUUACAAAGGUGCAGUAUUUAUAAUUUUAAGCUUUUCUCAUAUAGAAAUAUUUAAAAAUAAUCCAAAUUAUUGACAGAACAAAAAUAAAACCACUACUAAAAUGCA
Pomacea canaliculata is the source of this 3830-nucleotide messenger RNA. RefSeq names its product exocyst complex component 2-like. The coding region runs from base 77 to 2899 and encodes 940 amino acids. Lineage: Eukaryota; Metazoa; Mollusca; Gastropoda; Architaenioglossa; Ampullariidae. The record is from RefSeq and is a predicted model, not a curated record. The transcript is spliced from 27 exons. Gene Ontology annotation, biological process: Golgi to plasma membrane transport; exocytosis. Gene Ontology annotation, cellular component: exocyst.